Messenger RNA from Porites lobata, 8970 nucleotides. The record is from the annotation of a GenBank genome assembly. NCBI's taxonomy places the organism in Eukaryota, Metazoa, Cnidaria, Anthozoa, Scleractinia, Poritidae.
CAGUGAAACAUGCACAAGCUCAAUUAUUCUCUCGCCCUUGCGACAAUUGAUCACAUGUCGCUAGGGCUCUUGCUUGUAUUGAUUUUAGCGCCUGAAAAAAACUAAUUUGGGUUUCCAUGUUGAAUGAUUUCAAAAUGAGGUGAGGAAAGCUUCACACGCAAGACAGAAGCCCUUUGACGGCCCAAAACAAAGAGUCUUCCUGCGCAGCGCGAGCGAUUGGCCGAAUGGACAGCUGAGGUGUGAAAAUAAACGAGGUCCGGUGGACACCCGAAACACGUCUAGACUGAUUUUGGCGCUGCUCAAACAUUUUGUAAAGGUUUCACGCGUUCCUGUGAUAUCUAGCUUUGGAAAAGAUUGGAGGUGUAGUUCAUAUAUAUAAAUCAUAAAUUCAGCCGUUCGUGACUUUCGCAUCGUGGACAAACUGUUCAUGAAACAUGCGAGAGUGACUGACUUGAAAUUCGCCAGCAGUUUCUCCAUUAACACCUUUCUGAGCCCAUUGCUUCAUUGGUGUACAAGUCCAGCUUUCCUUGGAAAACCAGUACUGAGAGGUUUUAAGAGGAGGAGGAAAUCUUUGCCGCACUGCGGGGACAAUUAAGGUAAAGUUUACGACACACGGCAACGUAACAUUGCGAUUUCGCGAUUUCGUGACUCGAAGUUAGCUCAUUAAUUCUUGAAAUUAUAAUGUAUAUAAAUGACAUCGCUCUUUUCUCCAGUAGCAUUAAUUCAGGUACACAGAGAGAGGAAGCCAAGAAGUAAAAGAAAAAGGCUAAUAGGACCUUUGAUGCAUACGGGAACCAAAGUCAUGAAGUAAGUACCUUGUUAUAAACAAUGCCAACGCUGUAUGAUGCCACCUUGGAACUUAAAAGUGACCAACAUGAACAGUAUUCGUGUUGCAGAGAACGGCGUUCGGUGCUAAGGUGGAAUUUCACGAACCACUGUGUCAAUAUUCACUGUUGUGUUAAAGUUUCAAUGAUGAAAAGACACGAGAGCUGAAACUAUGCUCACUGCGGCAAAAUGUUGUAUAACCGUGUUUUCGACGUUUAAUCAUUUCACGUGCACGAUUCAACUCAUGCUUUGAACACGGUGAAUUACCCGCGCAACACAAAAACAAUUACUGGCACAGCGAAUGAAUGAAUUUCCACUUGUACAACAUACAUGUCGACCUUGUAAGCUUUGUCGUCUUAACAAUGAAGUUUUUCCUCGAGCUCAACACGUGUUCCACUAACCACUACUUUUUCUCUUCGUUCGUUUCAGCAAAAUUUGGCGACCGUGGGUUGAUACACCUGAGCACGAUGAUAGAAAAACUCGACGACAAAGAUGCAUGGUUAGUUCGCCGUUUAAAUUCAGUUCUGACAAUUUUCUAAAAAUUAUGCAGCUCUUAGCCAUUUCAGUAACACAGUGGCUUAGUCAUCAAAAUUUCGUCACUUCAUGAAAUGGAGCUGCGACAAAUUCAUCCAACGGGCGGCAAAAAGCAAGUUUAGAAAAAAACCUUGGAAUUUAGUGGUGUUAAUGGAUUUGCAGCCUUUCUUACCGAAGACCGCGAAAGAAAAAAACAAAACAGUGUGAUGCUUCUUUGCAUAUAUCUACAAAGCUGUAUAUUUUAGGGGCAAAAAAUUUAAAGAAGUAGUGUUUAAUAUUGCCUCAUCUAUAGCAUCCUGUUUCACUUCGUAACUGACCAUAGAUACUUUCGUAGGUUGCUACUUUAACAGAAUCUUUUUUCAGCCCUUCGAAUACUAGUUUAAUUUUUUUUUAACUCUUGCGAUUCAAAAAUUUUUUUUUUUGGUUUUAUCAAAGAGAAAACUAGUUCUUAGCCUAAUUACCGACAAAUUUUCAAGAUGAAUAUGGCCUUACUUUUGCACCAAUCGCCGCCAUUUGGAACAGAAGUCCGAUGCCAGGUAGCUUUUUUCAUUUAUUUACUUCCUUGUUUUUUCGGCUUUGAAUGAACUCUCAGUAAACCGCUACUGUGUAGAAGUGAGAAAAAAAUACGUGGAUUCUGUUCUAGUUUGGAUUUUCUCACGGCUUUUUUACAGAUCCAUGAAAUAGCUUGAACGUUACUUGCUUAGUAGCUUUCACCUGUUCGGAGCGGAGAGGUUUUGUCGGCACGGCUUCAAAAAUUGCAUUUACUCAAACAAAGAGAAAUCAAAAUUUAUUGCUGUCCUUCAUAUCUAUGCUUUUAGAAUUGGAAUCAGUAAGGCCUCUUUCAGCGUCUAGUUUCAAGUUAUAUAUAUGAAAAAACUCGCGAAAAUAACCAAUCAAUGCGUUAACUGUUAGCACACUUCUGCAGUUCUGAGGCGGUACCUCAAAGAAUCUGCCCUGGGAGAUGCUACCGAAAAUUUCAUUAUCUUUCGGACCAAAAAUAUCAAAACGUAAUAUGUUUACAGAAACAAAAGCUUCCAUUGGGUCCCAAGAAUGAAAAACGCCAAUAAUGACUUGAAUCCAGAAAGAUUUAAUGAACUCCUCUUCGAGCUGUGCUUGGGUCCACCCUUUUCAUGAAAUCCUAUCGGUCUAAACAACGCUAAUUGAAAAUAUGGCCCAGCUCGACAAGUCUCUACCUAUCGGUGAGAUUCUUAUCAAUUUAAUAUUGGAAAAGUUAUCAUUUUUACUGCCUAUCUUAUUUUAACCAAAAUUCGGUGACAAACGAAACCUUGUUGUUCAUUAGUUUGAAGGUUUUUUAUGGUAAAUUAUUCGUGCGUUAUAAUUAUCAGGUUUAAUUUCUCACCUGUAGCCCGUUGACAGAUUUGUCAAAAAUGUUAUUCAGGGAACAAGUACUACCAGUCACUCAAGAUUUGUCUUUUCAUUUGACCGAUUUUCAGAAUUACCUCUGUCACGUCACUUGUCAGCUUUAUAAAGAAUGUCAUGUCCCAGUUCAUCGUUUUUGCUUAUCGUGUUUUUUUCUAUGUCAUAUCCUUAGGAGCGCAUUUUAGAGAAACUUGGCCGUAACAGUGAGGGUAAAGAACUGCACCAAUAAGUGUGAUGCACGCUUUGUUUCAUGCAUGCUGAAAUUUGCCUUUUCAAAGUUGCGAAACACGUUCAAUCCUGACCUGAUAACAGCAAUGUUUUCUCAAACUGCGAAGUUCUCAAAAUCCAGGAAGGGACGACGGUACUUUUAAAACUGAAAAAGACUUACAAAAUCUGUAAAGUCAAAAAAAUACGUAUCUACUAAAACGCCUUGCGUUUUUGUGACGAUUCCAUCACAAUUGAAACGAUCCCCAGUGUAUGGAAACCCCAGCUUGAGGAACCUUGCAUAACUACGACAUCGAAGCCAGCUGGAAAAGACAAUUUGAGAAGAAAGUAGUCCGUUCCAAGUGUUCAGAGUUGUGAUCGAUAGUCCGGGGGGAGGUACUUUAGGAAUUUUUGGGUGGGGAUGUGCCGCGGCCGGGACCCUGGAAUCCUUGGCCUAUACCAGAGCUACAAUAGUGCAAGUGAACUUUGCUACCGUCUAGACUUUUUAAAACUCCCCAAAUCCCCCCUAUCCUACAGGAGCUGUUUUCCAGAAACUACUGAGGUCACUAGCACAGUCCAGCCAAACCAAAACCGAUUUGAUUUUUUUACAGUUUCGAGUGGCAAUUACCGGUUUCCCUAUAGGCUAGUCUAGACUAAAAUCUUCAACCAAUUGAUCAGUCCCCAGAGAAUGAUACCCUACUCUAGACCAAAACUCUCUGAUUUAUAUACCCUAUCCCAGAGUAAACUGCUUGAAAACCAUACCCUUCACAGCAGCACAUACUUAUAUAUCCCAUUUAUGGUAGUACCUCCCCCCCCCCCGGUCGAUAGUAGAGCACCUGGAAAAGUCUUGAUCUGCACGUGCGUUUCACAUUUUCAUUGAUGCCUUUUUGAUUCCGUUGUCUUCAUCAACGUCAGCCGAUUUUGUGGAAAACGUGAGCUCACAAUACUAGGAAAUUAAAGUAACUUUUACCAUUCAAAACGAUAUAGUAAACAAUAUAAGAGAAAUUACUAUUCUUUAAAAGAAAAAAAUGUGAAAUUAGGUGUCGCGGUGUUUUAUAGGCCAUCAAAACUAUCGGAUCCUUCUUGAAGUACUACGCCCCUGCAGGCGUUAUGGUUGCCAUUAACGUGGGCUUCGAUUCUUGUUUCAACGAAAUUAAGUUUAAUUUUGUCUCUUAUUUCCGAGGAUAAAGUCUGGUUUAACCUUUUUGGAAACUAAAUAUCUCACAUAUCUGGCAUUUGCACAAGUACAGCGAUGAUCGACAUGUGUGAAAUCCACACGCGUGCGCGUGAGGCUAAUCAAAAAUAUUUAUCUACUAGAUAUUAUUUCCUCUCGAUCAAAGCGCUGUUGAAAACGGCUAUACAUAUACUUCCGUUGUGCCAUUAGGCAAGACCUAAUUAAGACAGGUUUUGAGCUAUUUUGAAAAAAUAGCUAAUACGUCAGUAGUUUGAGCGUAUGUAUCUUUGUGGCUUUGUAUGUUCGGAUGUCUGUUGCAGGGGCCAAUAAGGUUGAAGGUACUAUGAGUUGAUGCGUAGGAACCAAUGAGAUUUUGGCAUCUAACAUGACUGCUUUGAAAAGUCAAGCAAGGGCACUUUGAGAACGCCAUCUUGAUCUUCGCAAUUUUUUCGUCUUUUAUUACGGCUGAAAGUGUUUAGAAGCACAAAAUUGAAAUAUCUUUAUGAUUCAAACCCUGAGCAGGGGCGUAGCCAGGAUUUUUCAAAGGGGGGGUCACAGAGGCUACUCACCAGAUUGUCAGUCGUAUUAUCGCGGCAUGAAGGCCCAUAUUAACUAAAGACAAGAGCCGUUGACGAAAAUACUUUACAAAAAAACAAAUUUUAAAAAAAGUGUGCUUUUCAACAAUGGCUUUUACGGCCAAGAUAUUGUCAUGCCGUUUUUGCCACCUGAAUAUUGUAGGUUGUUUGCUCAAAAGAAGGCCUACCAAGGGGGGUCACGGGCACCCCAGGACCCCCCCCCCCCUUGCCCAGCUACGCCCCUGCUGAGUACAGUGAUGCAGCUUUUUAGGGGUCCAUACUUUAGUGUGGGUGCUGCUUCAAGACAUUUCUGACCUAAUUCGGCUAUCACGAACAGUACAACACACGUAUUUCAUAAUUUAUGAGUUCUGUUUCACCUGCUUCAAGGUUAAACAGGAGUGUAAAAGAUCAUAUAUUUUUCAAAGUUCUUCCAAAUUUAGAUAUGGACUUUAAUUCUGAAGUAUGCGGCCUAUAAAUUGUGGUUUUAGAAGUUUGAAAGGCGAGGCGAGUAUUGUUAAUCCUGUAAACAAGCUCAGUCUCAUUCAUUAAUUGUUAAAUAACUUAUAGCACUUUUAGAAUCAAGUCGUCACAGUUAGAGACUGUUUCAUUAAGUAGAAUUGCACGUGACAACCUCGUGAAUCAUGAAUGAUGAUGCAACCAUCGACAACAAUGAUGAAAAUCGUGGCAUUUCUUAGCUGUUCGGUACGGUAUUCGAUGAGCUUCGUUAUAUUAAGAAUCCACAAAGAAACCUUGAAACCUUCGAGUCUUCCCUCUCAGCAACUAAAUUUCGCCCAGGAAUCGCUUUUACCAUUUGUACAAAUCUCGACAAAUCGGUUCCAUUUACCGAAAAAUGGCGCGAAAAAUAUACCUGAAACUGGUAUCAACACGAAUUUCCGUUUGGAACAUUCCGUCCGGGAAAACAGGACUACCUUUUCAGAUGUUCUGUUGCUCCCGGAAAUCUUCCGCUGGAACGACCCCUAAAGUGUUUUUACUUUCCAACUGGAUUUUCCGGAAACUUAAAAGGUAAACAACCACAGAGUUGAGCUAAAUGGGGUGCGAAACUGCGUAAUGUUUCGCGUUUUGCCAGCGUAGAGGAUCUCAAAGAGCAACUCCUGGACAAAUGGUGUUCCAGCGAAGAUCGUUACUGUAAGGUCCUGGCAUCAUGAACAGUUUUCGUGUGUUUGUUUUUUGCCAAAGUAAAAAUUGCGUUUCUCUAAUAAUCCCAUAAUUCCUUUGGGUCAAAAGAUACAAAGAGCGCUUGUUACCAUGCAACAACAGUGCACAUGCAUCACACCUUUUGUACAUUUCUUUGCCGUCAUGUAAGUAGGCCCUUGCCCGCGCCCAGUCCUUAGGCCUCAUUAUUCCGCGUAGCCAAUGCGUUUCGGGUCACGUGGUUCGUUCGCCUCAGAUACGCCACCGAAGUGAAUUGACCGAGAAGGCCUGGGAAUACGCCUUACAGGGAGUAAACAAAGUAGGCCCGAAUUGCUUACUUACAAAAUGAGGCCAAGUGCAAACCUUUCAAAGGAAUAGAAACCUUUUUACUUAUCGUACCCCAUGACCUAUUUCGUGCAACCCUGAAGACCUUUUCCCUUUUCUCCUUUUUUGUUAGUCUUACGGACAGCAGGAUAACGGCCAAGGAAAUAACCUACAAAACCUGCAAUUCAAACAUCCAGUCAGGUAUGUCAGAGGCGGAUCCAGGAUUUUUCGUAGGAGGGGGUGCACUACUAAGGAAUGGCGUAAUUGACUGGUGACGUAAACAAAUUUUAAUAGCGAAUACGAAGAAGAAGGCUUUCGACUAGGCAAUAACAUAAUGUGAACUGCUGAGAAUACAUAUCAAAUGAUAAAGCAGAUUUUGUAUAACUGUGAAGCAGACUGCACAGUGUUAAUUAGAAAGCCGCAGGUCAUUUCAGGGGGGUGGGGGGUGCGCCACCCCUGCACCCUCCCCCUAGAUGCGCCCCUGUAUGUUCAGUAAUAACGUGUGCGCUUUCUUCAUUUCACAGCGUUUAUUUCUUCCGGGCUUUGACAAAAAAUUGUCACCUCAUAGGUUCUAAGGGUGGUGUAGAACGAGCGGCCUCUCAUUUUUUCUUAGUCCGUCAAGCGAAAGCCGUGAGAAACGGAAAUGACCGAGCUUGCCACUCGCGCGCGUUAACUGACUUUCCACUAACUUUGAGGAAAAAUAAGAGAAUGCUCGCAUGGUGUGAAAGUUCCGGGCCUCGAAAGCAGUUCAAGGUUUGGGUUUAUGUUUUAUUGGGAAAAUGUGAACGCCUGAUACAUGUUCUUUAGGUAGAUUACCACGAACGGGACCAGUCUUUUCUUCUAUGUAUACUAGAUCUUUGACUUUUUUCACGUGACAUGUCACGUGGUCAUCUUUUUUUCCAAAAAAGUACGCCCAUUCACCCACUCUUUUGUACGCCGUAAGAACUUAAUUUUAAUGAUUCUUCUCUUAAAUGUUGUGCAACUUGCUUCGUAGGUUAGUUUGGACCAAAGCUGUGUAUGAUUAUAUGUACGCUUCAGGAGAAACACUUCUCCGGAAUUUUCCAGUUCAGGCCACCAUUCAGGUGGUAGAUUGGGAUAACGAAAGCAGUGACGAAGAAGACGAAGAAGAAUUUGAAUCAGACGAUCAAGAUAUAAUAAAACAAUGCACACAGUGUAAAGAGAUGCUGAAUCAGUGUCAGAAAUGCAGGAACUGCGAACAACAAGAAAACACAAAGUAAUUUCAUACUACUAAUAUUUAUAAUAAAUAUAUUGUAAAUAAUAUUACUCCUCACACGAGGAAAAAAGGAACCUGUUUGAAACAGUUAUUUUAGGCACUGUUAUUUUGAGGUUUCUGCGAAACACUUGGUGAAAGAAAAAUAGUGAUAGCCAGACAUAAUUAAUUAUUUAAAUGAAAAUAAAUAGGUAAGAUUUAAUCAUAAGUUUCAUAGAUCGACAGGAUCGAUUACAUUAAAGAGGCUGUUUCUUUAAAUCCAUCUCGUUCAGCCGUUAAAAAAGACGCAAACGAAUACCAGUAUUCAAAGCUUUCACUGAAGCUCUCUGUGGUUUGUAAAUGAAAUAUACGUAACACUCGGGGUCGCGACUUACGCCCUGUCCACACUAAUGCGUUUUCAAAAGUGUGCGUUUUCGCACCGAUCUAUUCGCGUUCACAUUACCGUUUUGAGGCGUUUUCUACUGUCCAAAUUAAAACGUUCGAAAACUAUAGAACUGCAUGUUGUGACGUUAAGUUGAACUCUCUGCGCAUGCUACUAACACACGCAUUUGCGAUGGACCCUUUUCGACCGUCCACACGAAUACGAUAUGUAUGCGUUUUCGUUUGAGUCCACUUUCAAGAGCGUUUUCUAAUCGACGCGCUUUCGAUGAAAACGCUCAGCGCACUAGUGUGAACGGAAGCCCUUAAUUCAUCGAAAGGUAUACGUUUUCAUACAAAAAUGCAUUGGUGUUGACAGGGCCUUAUUUGUUCGUCAGCUGUGAUUGUCAUUUACAAGUCCUAAUUUCUUCGUUAAUGUCAAGCUCCACAGAGAGGAAGGCUGCGUAUUUGGAAAAGCUACCCAAAUGGACUGGACUGCUUUCACAUAGCCUCUUUAAUUUAUAUAGUAUUGUAAUUUUAUUAUUUUUGAUUGUUUUCAUUGCUGAUUAUUUAAAUCUUAAAUAUGCUUGUUAAGUAAUAUUUAUAACUUGUUGAAAGAGCUUUUGAGUAGCAGGUAUUUUGCCGGCCUGUAACGUCAUUUUAUGCGCCGUUUGGUGUCUUAAAAGUUUCUCUUAAAGUCCUUAAAGAGUAGACAUUUUGCUGAAAAAAGCCUUUUAACAGGGGCUUAAAAAUGGUCUGGUUUGAGAUCAAGUAUAACUUUAAUGUAGCAACACAAUCAGACGAUGAGUGUUGGUCCCCAGUCUUACCCGGUUCGGUAUACAGAAAAUAAAUGAAUUGAAACUUGAGAAAGAAAACGUAGCAUUAGAUUUUCGUCUCAAAAAACGGAAAAGUAAACAACCUCUUGAUCCUCGUUCAGUAACGUUCCGAUUUCUUUCCAUAAGCUCUUACUAAAAAAUUACUUUGUAAAAAGGAGCAUUUUCAAAGAUAGGUUUGACCUAGAAGGUCUAAAAAUUCCAGUUACAAAACACAUUCGAGUUCAACAAAUGUUUCAGAUUGUGCUACUUGAGUCGUUGAGUGAUUUUACGAAACCCGUGAAACAAUAUGUAACAAUUCAGUAGUGCUAAAUAGUGACAAGUAAACAAAAGAGUGGAAUUAGUGAGUAAUAGUUCGUAGUAGUAUACUAUCUAUUUCGU